AAAACGCGUGCUUCAAAGUUUUUGGAGAGCCGAUCUGCGCUGUAACAGAAGAAGAAAAACGCUGAUGGUUCAACAGAAACUUCCAAACCUAAACAUCUCCAAUUAGCGCAAAGAUGCGCUUCAACAGAAAACUUUAAAGAGAGAGACUACACGUCAAAUCGCUUCCUUUUGGGGGUUAGGAGGAGGUGCGUGUUCAGCCUCAGUGGGUAAAAGAUAGAGAAAGUGCGAGAAGUUUGCCAAGAACGGAAGACAGACUGUUUCAGAAGAGACUUUUAGAAGUUUUCGGUUCCAUCAAGGCUGCGCGAUGCGCAUCAGAAUCACCGGAGAGGCACUUUGGUUAGUUUGAGCCCUGCGCACGUCUUUGGGAAGCUCGCUGUGAACGGGGCAGAACGGGAGAAAUUUUGGUGUGUUGUGUUGUUGGGGGGCAGGAAAAGAAGAAGAAGAAAAAAAAACCCUCUUAAUUGUUCAGUCCGUCCCUCAUUACCAUAUCCAAUGCGCGUCCGCUGGACCCCAGCCAAUCCUCCCCACCUUCACACGGUGCCAUUAAUCGCGAGGCAUUAUUCACUAUCAUAAUUAUUAUCCCGACAUGCGCAAUCCCACGCACAGUGACAGAGGCGACAGGAGCGGCAACACUGGCUAAUUUUCCCAGAUUGCAAACCAACUUCACACACUUUCCAAGCGCAGCAGACUGUCUGUGAACUUUUUUUUUUUUUUUUUUUGAAAUAUCAUUUUAUUUUCAGCGCUCUUCGCUGAUGCAUCUGCACAGCGCGGACACAUCAGCGUCAAGUCAGCGCAAGCAGCACAGAGAGCACCCCAGCCUGCAGCCACAGCAGCAUGUCCCGACGCAAGCAAGCCAAGCCGCAGCACCUCAAGUCGGACGAGGAUCCCGCACUGAGCGGGGUGAUCUCCGAGCACGAUAUGACUGUACCACUCGAUGACAUGCGCACACACGCGGAGCCAGCCUCAGAACGAGCCGAGCCUCCGGCAGGUCUGAGGGAUGCUUUGGGAUCAGUCGAGGGAAACGCACACUUGGCAGCCCAAGGUGAUGUGCUGGAUGAUGCUGACAGUGGGAAUGAGAGCCGAAGUGGCAGUGAAGAAACUCACGUGUGCGAAAAGUGUUGUGCCGAGUUCUUCAAGUGGUCUGAUUUCUGUGAACAUUUAAACAGCUGUACAAAGAACCCCCUUGUGCUCAUUGUGAAUGAAAAUGAGGACACGCCUAACCCUUCCCAGGAGUACCCUUCGGAGCCCUCACCGAUCCCGAGCUGCAACAGUGAGCAAGAUGAUAGUGAGGACGCUCCGGAAGGGAACCAGAGUCCUGUCGGUGAGGGAGAUGACAUCCCAGAAACAGAUCCCUUAAAUGGGGUCAAUGUCCUGGACAAGGAAGAUGAGCAGAUGGAGCUGGAGCUUUCUCCUGAAAAAAAUAUAGAUUCUGAAGAAAGAGAUGUGACAUCACCUGAGCCAGAUGGCUCUCUACCUCAGCUAAACGAUGUUGUCCCCACUGCAAUUACAAACUACACCAUGCCAAGCACCAAUGUUACCUUGGAGACUCUCCAUGGUACUCGAGUUGCAGUUGCCCAGUUUUCGCAGAGUGUUAGAGCAGCAGCUGGAAGUGGGGUCUCCACCAUGGCUAUCCCAAUGAUCCUGGAUCAGCUUAUGGCUCUUCAGCAGCAACAGAUUCAUCAGCUGCAGCUUAUAGAACAAAUACGAAGUCAAGUAGCCCUCAUGAACAGACAGUCUACUCCACAACCUACUCUCAACCACCAUCACAGCAGUGCUACAGGAAACCAAGGCUCUAUAUCUUCUUGUGUCCCUCCUGUUGCAAACCAGCUUCAUUUACAUAAUUUCAUUACACCGCCUGUCCAUCAGCUACCUGUCCGGCUGCCUGCCACUCUUAGUGGUCAAGGCCCCUCUCCUCUGACCUCAGCAAUAGAAGGGCCUCUCUCUCAAACACCACAGAGUAGUACUCAGCAAUCUAACUCCUCGCCUCCAAACACAUCAUCAAAUAAUACAGCCUUUCCACCACCAAGUUGCACUGGCUUGCCAGCUCUACAUCCCUCCUGCUCAUCCACUGUCUCAAAUAACAACAGUAGCACUAGCAGUAGCAUGACAGGAGGAGGAGGUGGCAUCAGCAACAGCUCAUCUCUUUCAAGAAGCUCCACAACCCCUCCCUCUCUAAGUCACAGCAGCCUCCUAAACUCUGCCUCCAGUCUACCACUGAUACCUCACAGUUCCUCGAGCAGCGUAAUUUUCCCCAAUCCACUGGCUAGCAUUGCUGCAACAGCCAAUGCACUUGACCCUCUUUCUGCUCUAAUGAAACACAGAAAGGGAAAGCCUCCUAACGUGUCUGUGUUUGACACUAAGCCCACGUCUGAAGACCCCUUUUUUAAACAUAAGUGUCGGUUCUGCGCCAAAGUGUUUGGCAGUGACAGUGCCCUGCAGAUCCACCUGCGCUCUCACACCGGAGAGAGGCCCUACAAGUGCAACAUAUGUGGCAAUCGUUUUUCUACCAAGGGGAAUCUGAAAGUCCAUUUCCAGAGGCACAAAGAAAAAUACCCGCACAUUCAAAUGAACCCAUACCCUGUACCAGAGUACCUAGACAAUGUUCCCACAAGCUCUGGUAUACCAUACGGCAUGUCGUUGCCCCCAGAAAAACCUGUUACUACAUGGCUUGACAGUAAACCAGUCCUUCCCACUGUCCCAACAUCAAUUGGACUCCAGCUGCCUCCAACACUCCCAAGUAUGAUUGGAGGUUUUUCCGAUUCCCCAAGCCUCACUCCACUUAACAGGUCUCCUCAGAGACCUUCUCCACCCACAAGUGAGUGUGCCUCUUUGUCCCCAAAUAUUGCCAGUGAUUCUGGCAUGACCACUACUUCACCCUCCCCAAAACCUAAUAUUGGUAGUGAUGCACCUCCUCUCUUGAAACCUGAAGGCAUUCUCCUGUCCCCAAGUUGCCUCAACAGGCCAAUAGAGAGCAUGACCACCACAACAACAGUAAGUCAAGCUCUUCUUCCCUCCACUGUCACAUCUACAACAUUUUCAAGCAAUGGCCAAAAUACUGAGCCAAACAAUAGCCCCAACUCUGCUUCGAAUACAGUCUCCCAUCCCGUCCUUCCAAUGAUUUCUGACCAGUUUAAGGCCAAGUUUCCCUUUGGAGGACUAUUGGAUUCUAUGCAAACCUCUGAAACGUCAAAGUUGCAGCAGCUUGUUGAAAACAUUGAUAAGAAGAUGACCGACCCCAACCAGUGUGUCAUCUGCCACCGUGUUCUGAGCUGUCAGAGUGCUCUAAAGAUGCACUACCGUAUCCACACUGGUGAGAGGCCUUUCAAAUGCAAGAUAUGUGGACGAGCAUUCACUACUAAGGGAAAUCUAAAGACACACUUUGGUGUCCACAGGUCAAAACCCCCACUAAGAGUCCAGCACUCCUGUCCUAUAUGUCAGAAAAAAUUCACCAAUGCUGUUGUGCUCCAACAACACAUCCGUAUGCAUAUGGGUGGACAGAUUCCCAACACCCCUGUCCCUGACAAUCUGCAGGAGAUGGAAACUGACAUUUCUUUUGAUGAAAAGAGCCUAGAUGCAAUGAGUAACUAUGAUGAUGACCUCCUUGAUGAAAUGGAGCAGGCUAUGGAUGACGAAGUGGACUUAAAAGAUGGAGAAGUGGACCCUUCUAAGCCGUACUCACCUGGGAGCUCACCCCCAGCUUCUAUAAUUUCUAGUAUUGCUGCAAUGGAAAACCAGAUGAAGAUGAUUGACUCUACUGCCAAUAUAACUCGCACAUUUGGCCAUAAGACAGCACAGAAUGGCAGCAGUUUUCCUGGAGAGACUGACUGCUUUACAACUGAUCCCCUAACUGCUGUGGGAGAUGCUGAAGGUCAGAGCUUGGGAAGCCCGGCUUUGUCAGAGUCCUCAGGCUCUAUGCAGCAUUUGUCCCCAGCUCACAGCCAUUCUGAGAGCCAGCAAUCCAAAUCCCCAGCUACGCUCAAUAAUAAUAACACCAGUAGUGCAAUGACAGCAGAGGAGGGCCAAGAGAACAAUACUGCUGGCUUGGCAACAGUGAAGUCAGAAAAAUCAGAGACCCCAUCUCCCCUUUCUACUACUGAAGGCACCGGGGCCCUAGACUUGACUGCCACUCAACCUGGCAGGAACCUUAUCAAGGAGGAGAGCCCCUUCAACAUGUUAUUUCUAAACAGAGAUCGGGGACUAAAUACUCCCAAUUUAGCAAGUACAGCAUCAAACAUGAUUAAAAUGGAAAUGAAUGGACAUGGAAAGUCUUUGAGUGACAACUCUCACCUGCCUGUGGGGAUUCAGGUUCCAGCCGCAGCACCUCAGACCACCAUGAGUCCCACAAUCAACCCUAUGUUGGCACCCCCACCUCCACGUCGCACCCCUAAGCAGCACAACUGCCACUCAUGUGGAAAAAACUUUUCCUCAGCUAGUGCACUUCAAAUCCAUGAGCGCACACACACAGGAGAGAAGCCUUUUGCCUGCUCUAUUUGUGGAAGGGCCUUUACCACAAAGGGCAAUUUGAAAGUUCACAUGGGAACACAUAUGUGGAACAACGCUCCUGCCCGGAGGGGUCGACGCCUAUCAGUGGAGAAUCCCAUGGCCCUUCUUGGCGGUGACGCCAUGAAGUUUAGUGAGAUGUUUCAGAAGGAUCUGGCAGCCCGGGCCAUGAACGUUGACCCAGGCUUCUGGAACCAGUAUGCAGCUGCCAUCACCAAUGGUCUGGCCAUGAAGAACAAUGAAAUAUCUGUAAUUCAGAAUGGGGGCAUCACCCAGCUCCCUGUCAGCCUCGGAGGUGCAGGAAUCACUUCGUUAGGAGCCAUGCCAGUAGGUAUGGAUCGUGUUCACACUGGCAGAAGCUCUCCCAUCACGGGUAUGGAGAAGUCUGGUCUGGAGGUUCCAUCCAGUCGACCCUUUUCCAGAUAUAUGGAGGAGAACAAAGAGAUUGGGAUCAAUUAAAGACUUCUGUAUUGUAGCAGUUUCAUAAAGACUAAAGUAUGAUGAGACAAUUCCUGAGGAAGAAAACUGCUGAUCCAGUUUGAACUCAUGCAUACUUCUCUUUGUACAGAUUACAUUUUUGUUUGGUUUUGGAAUUAUGGUAUUUAGUAUUGAUUAGAGGCCUUUGCCUUUCACCCAUUCCCUUCUCACUUGAUAUUUCGUCUAUACAAAGAAAUCUUUGUCUCUUGUUUGAGAAUAUGUCGUCUUGCAAGAUAUGCAUGGUACUUAUUUGUUUUUAUUGGUAUGUUUGACUGCUUUUAUGAAUUCCUUUGGAAACCAGGAUUCUGCCUAAGUGACAAUGGGCAAGCAUAUUUUACGGACAGGACAAACUCGCAUAAGAACAUCUUUUUGUUCAAAGAGAUUCUGACUUUUGUCCAGUUGUCCUGUAAAAGGUUGCUCUUUAAAUCUAAGGGCCGUGACAACACUGAAGAAAAGAUCGAAGUGUAGUGUUUUUGUGCUCGCUUGAUACAGCCUUUUUUCUCAUGAACUAGAAAACUUGAAAAAUAACGUUUAAACUAUUUUAAUCUUUACAUUUAGUCUCUCAGCAUUGUCUUAUAAUGUUGUCCCGUGUCUUUAGUAUUUAUGAUAUUGACAAAAAAAAAAGCGGGUAUUCAAAUAUAUAUUUAACAGCCCAAGCAUUUUGUUGAGUUCUUUUUUUUUUUAUAAACAGCAGGCUUCACUGAUGAUUAUCUCUGUUAUUAAAGACAGUUUGUCAGUUGAGUUGAUCAACAGAGAGAAAUUGUAGGUUUUAUUUGGAUAUCUGUUGACACAAUGUGUAUCUUCUCAUGUGAUAAGGAGGCAAAAGAUAUCCAAAGCUGCUAUAACCACCAACCCUGAUUUUAACCUUUGUAAAAGAGAAGGAAAAAAGAGGUGAUCUUUUGAAGAAAUAUCUAUGUAUAGAAAUACAGACAAAUCUAAAACAGGUAUGCAUAUUUUCUAUCACAUAAAAUAGACAUCAUGAGUUGAGAGUUAUUUGUCAUGUUUGUGAAUGCACUUUUUAAAAACAAGACGUUUUUGUCUGUGAUUUACCGUUAACCUUUUGACUGAGCUAUCUAUCACGUGCUGUUUUCAUUGUUUUCAGCAAACCACUGCUCCAGCUGACUGAGUCGGUUUCUGUUAUUGCAUCUGUUGCAUCUCGUCAGAGUGCAAACCCAUCGCCCAAUCCAAUCCCCCCUUAAAUAAAAAAGGAAAACAGGUGUGUGUUUGAAUGGUCUCGCUAUCUUC
Cyprinodon variegatus (sheepshead minnow) is the source of this 6222-nucleotide messenger RNA. RefSeq names its product sal-like protein 3 (gene sall3a). NCBI's taxonomy places the organism in Eukaryota, Metazoa, Chordata, Actinopteri, Cyprinodontiformes, Cyprinodontidae. Gene Ontology annotation, cellular component: nucleus. The transcript is spliced from 5 exons. Gene Ontology annotation, molecular function: RNA polymerase II cis-regulatory region sequence-specific DNA binding; DNA-binding transcription factor activity, RNA polymerase II-specific. Bases 835 to 4959 code for a protein of 1374 amino acids. Gene Ontology annotation, biological process: regulation of transcription by RNA polymerase II. The record is from RefSeq and is a predicted model, not a curated record.